UUCUUUUGCUUGACAUGAUUCUGUAUUUUCUCCUUUUGUUUAACCUUGUUUUUCUUUUUAAAAAGAGCGUCACUGGAUGAGGACCUUGAAGUGGUAUUGUUAUUAUAUGUUUAAAAGCCAGCUCUGCUUAGAUGGCGUACUACGGAGUGGAUUCUUUGUUAAUGCCUUAUAGUGGAUGAUGUCUGGAUUCGUACAAUAGACGAUAAUGCUUGAUGCACGUCAUGAUUUAGGAAAAGUGAAUAAUAGCAUAGUAUUGGAAAUGUUUGACUUGAUUACCCGCAUAUGGAGCUGUGAGAAAAUAAUUCCUCAACUCAACUCCUUUCGUGUGAUUUCCCGUGACUGCACGCCCUCUCCCAUGAUUCCUCUUCGUAAUCCUUCUCUUCUCUCCUGUCUUUCCCUCCUUCUUCAGCAAUUUAUUUUCCCAGCCUUUCUUCCCCUUCUCAUAGCAUGUUCAUUUGUCAGUUGUCCCCUUCCCCCCGCCAACGACUAUGGAUGCUUGAGUUCAAGAUCUUCUUCGUUUCCUUCUCAGAUAAAAGUUGAGACAGUGCUGUUCACGAGUAUUAAGCCGAAUAGACACUGGAGAGAGAUGGUAGAUAUUUACUAUGGUCAAUAUUGACCACAUCAGGCUCUGGAUAUUUUAAAUCAUAAGCGUUUAGAACAUUACUUGUUUUUUAUGCUGGAGAUACUGGAGAUGCCCUCUUUUGAGAAGUCGUGGGAGAAGUCGACUAUAUUUGCUGUUGGAAGAAUCCCUCGAAAGAGCAUAUAUGUCGCAAGCAUUAUGUCG
Molecule: messenger RNA, 784 nt
Organism: Trichoderma harzianum CBS 226.95
Lineage: Eukaryota; Fungi; Ascomycota; Sordariomycetes; Hypocreales; Hypocreaceae
Exons: 1
Coding region: 206-616 (136 amino acids)
Source: RefSeq, a predicted model, not a curated record